ACGUCCUCUCCUCUCCCUCUGCUGUCCACGCGAUUUUCUGGGAGCUGUAGUUUUUUAUUUUAAAGAUAACUUCCAAAACUUAACAAGGAAUACUUUUUGGUAUGCUUUGAACAUCGCUUUUUAAAACCACAUUUACUAGCAUCAUGGUACGUGGGCAUCUGUACAUUGAAUAAUGGUCUCCAUAUUGACAGGAAUAAUAGCCUAGAAACACAAACCCGGAAGUUAGUUUACCUAUUUGUCAGUCAAGACAUAGGACGAGCUGCACAGUUUACAUGACAGAAAACUAAUGUCACCUUUUCUCAUCAAUAGAUGAGACUUGCUCUCCACUCGUUCCCUCUGUCGAAGACUUUCUAUUCUACUCUAGUGAGAAACCAAGCCAGAGGCCUGUGUGGGGCAGCCAUGCGACUGGUGCAGUUUCAUCGCCACUGCGAUGAAGGUGCGAUAAGAGUGGGAGUCGAACAGGCUGAGGGACUCGGUGUGGUUGACCUCAAGACCUUUGACCCUUCUAUGCCUACUACGAUGAGAGGGCUUCUGGAGCUUGGUGAAAAGGGAAUAGAGUGUGCCCAGAGAGCCUUAUCAUCUGGUCAAUGCGUGUUGAAUAGGUCAGACAUCAAGCUGCUUUCUCCCAUUCUUGCCCCAGAGAAGGUGGUUUGUGUGGGCAUGAACUACCGGGAUCAUUGCCUGGAACAAAACGCACCCAUCCCUAGUGAGCCUAUCAUCUUCAACAAGUUUCCCAAUGUGAUUACGGGCCCAUAUGAUGACAUCAUCCUGCCUUCCGAGAGCCAGGAGGUGGACUGGGAAGUGGAGUUGGCCUUUGUGAUUGGACGCAGUGGAAAACACAUCAAGGAGGAAGAUGCUCUGUCAUAUGUAGCAGGGUUCACUGUGGCCAAUGAUGUCAGUGCACGGGAUUGGCAGAUGAAACGCAACGGAAAGCAGUGGUUGCUUGGGAAAACAUUUGACACCUUCUGUCCUCUUGGCCCUGCCUUAGUAACUACCGAUGCAGUGAAGGAUCCACACAACCUCGGCAUUCGCUGUCUUGUCAACGGAGACGAAGUCCAGAGCAGUAACACUGACCAGAUGAUCUUCAAGACAGAACAAAUAAUAGCAUGGGUCUCUCAGUUUGUGACUUUAACUCCAGGAGACGUGUUUCUGACGGGAACGCCACCAGGCGUUGGAGUUUUCAGAAAACCAGCUGUUUAUCUCAAGAGAGGAGAUGUGGUGGAGUGUCAGAUAGACCAGAUAGGGUCUAUAGUCAACAAGGUGGUCUAACGACGAGAUGUCAACCACAAGAAGGUCCCUACAACUGUCCUCGAUACCUCAAGUUUCUUGACAAUGCAAACCCAAACAGACAUAUCAUGUUUCAGUUGAUUAGAUGGAAGUUGUCUCUAGAUAUAGAACAUUUGCACAACAUAUUAUUAGCUAGUGAUGACCUAAUGGGAGCUUAUCAAAUUUGUGUUGUUUUAUGACAUGUUUAAAUGUAUUUUGUAACCAAUUACUGCACAUUCAAACUUUUCUUUUCACAUAAGGCACCUGAAUCAUAAUUUGACUCCAUUUAUCUUUCAACUAUCAUUGGUGUUGUAUUCAUCUGAAGGGGCAUCAUGGAUGGAUGCUUUAUGACAAUUCAGUCAUAGUUUUUGUGACCGAACAAGAAUUAAUCUUUUUGAAGGAUACAAUUAUAUGACUCACCAUGGGAGUGAAAACGUGUUCCUUUUGUCACCCUUUUCCACUUCCAGCCUACACCUCUUGAAUAGCUAUUUACCAGAGCCACCCAGCCAAAUAAUACGGACCCGUUGACUAUAUUUCAUCAAGUUCGGGAUGGUCAUCAUGUUAUUAGAUGCAAUGUGAAGGGAUGACAAAUCCAUCCACAUUGCAAAAAAAAUGAUUAAUACUUGCAAAUUCACGUUAUGCUUUUUCGUUUUGGAUCAUACAUUCAAUUGAGUAAAGUUAAUAAAUUGGGUAUGGGUAUAAAAUACAUUGUAAUGUAUAAUAUUUUAUUCUAUGAUUUAUUAAAAGGGAAGCAAAAGUGUUCCAAACCA
Messenger RNA from Gadus morhua (Atlantic cod), 2036 nucleotides. RefSeq names its product fumarylacetoacetate hydrolase domain containing 2A (gene fahd2a). The coding region runs from base 310 to 1269 and encodes 319 amino acids. Gene Ontology annotation, molecular function: catalytic activity. NCBI's taxonomy places the organism in Eukaryota, Metazoa, Chordata, Actinopteri, Gadiformes, Gadidae. The record is from RefSeq and is a predicted model, not a curated record. The transcript has 8 exons.